AUGGCCUUGAUUGGGAGAUCUUCCUCUCUAUCCGAACUCCUUCUCGGCCUCCUGUCUCUCCUCCUCCUCCUUCCCUGUUCUUCAUCAGCCGCUCGAGUCGUGGCCGCAACCGUAAUAAGAAACCCUUCCUCCCCUGACCUCCCCGUAUUUCGGGAGGCUCCGUCCUUUCGAAACGGGGACCAAUGCGGGCCCGCGUCGAUCCACGUGGCGAUGACCCUCGACAUCAACUACCUCCGGGGAACAAUGGCGGCCGUGCUGUCAAUGCUCCAGCACUCGACCUGCCCGGAAAACCUCUCGUUCCACUUCCUCUCCGCCCACUUUGAGCCCGAGCUCUCGUCCAGCAUCAACCGGACCUUUCCCUACCUGGCCUUCCGAAUCUACCACUUCGACCCGAACCGGGUCAGGGGCAAGAUAUCCCGGUCCAUCCGGCAGGCCCUCGACCAGCCCCUGAACUACGCCAGGAUCUACCUGGCCGACGUCCUCCCCUUAGAGGUCGCCCGCGUCGUGUACCUCGACUCCGACAUCAUCGUCGUCGACGACAUCGACAAGCUCUGGAACGUCGACAUGGAACGAAAAGUCGUCGCCGCUCCAGAGUACUGCCACGCCAACUUCACCCCGUAUUUUACCGACCGGUUCUGGUCCGACCGGAAGCUGGCCAGAACAUUCGAGGGGCGGAAGCCCUGCUACUUCAACACGGGCGUGAUGGUGAUGGAUGUGGAGAAGUGGCGGGAAGGAGGGUACACGAAGCGGGUCGAGGAGUGGAUGGCGGUUCAGAAGAGAGAGAGGAUAUACCAUCUAGGUUCCUUGCCGCCGUUCUUGCUGGUUCUGGCCGGAAACAUCAAGGCCGUCGAUCACCGGUGGAACCAGCACGGGCUCGGCGGGGAUAACUUCGAAGGGAGGUGCAGGAAUCUGCACCCCGGGCCGAUCAGCCUGUUGCAUUGGAGCGGGAAAGGGAAGCCAUGGCUGAGGCUCGAUUCGAGGAAGCCGUGUAUUGUGGAUUAUCUGUGGGCUCCUUAUGAUCUCUACCGCUCCUCCAAGCAUGCUUUGGAAGAGUGA
Messenger RNA from Linum tenue, 1056 nucleotides. The record is from the annotation of a GenBank genome assembly. Lineage: Eukaryota; Viridiplantae; Streptophyta; Magnoliopsida; Malpighiales; Linaceae.